GUGCGCGUACUGACAGUGGAGUUGGCAUCCCUGCAUCAUGGUGAAGACAAAGGCAUCCGGGAGGAAGAGCUCUCACUCCGUUCGCCAAGAGAUUUAAUUGGCCGUCGCUCGAGUUAUUUUGCUGUAUCCAUGGCGCUUCAGUAAAGAGUCCAGGUGGCCCACUUUGCGGCGUGCUGAUGUUCAGCGAAGCGCCCGAGUGUGGGAGUCAUUUAUCCCCUUUCAAGGGCAGUGCAGGGACUCGCGGAGUGGGGGAGACGGACGAGGGCGAGCGAGAGAAGAUGAGGAUAAAUCGGUGGGUGGAAGUGGAGCCAGCGACAGAGGAAAGUCCAGACCGUCCAAACAUCCAACUCUCCCCGCCGUCGAACUGCUCAUCAGACCACCUCUGCUCUCCCGCUCCCACCGACGGGGCGGCUAAAAAUCCCCAAGAAGCACCGCCGGACGCCCAGGCAAAGGGCGACUGCUCUGCCCAAGCCAAGCCCCUGUGGCGGCCAAUCCCCCCUCUGCUGCCAGAGCCUGACACGGGGGCCGCACCCGACUCCCAGGACCAGAGCUGCCAGACAGAGGAGUGGCUGCACCAGACCUCCAGUAGCACUCAUAACGCGGGUCACUGUGUGGAGCCCGGAGACCCUCCUGUGCUCCAGCAGCCCCUGCACACCUCCAAAUCUGGAAUUCACCAGAUCAUUGAAUGCUUUCGUUCAGGCACCAGCCAGCUGAGGCACAUGCUGCUGAGGGAGGUGGACACCAUCUUUGAGUGUAAGGUGUGUCGAAGUCUCUUCCGAGGCUUGCCCAACCUCAUCACGCACAAGGAGUACUACUGCCUGUCACGGCUGCCCGAGUACGACGGUGAGCCAGGCGAUGACCGACAGAGCAUCGCCCUUCAGGAUUUGACGGACAUCAUCUAUCACAGAGGGGAGCGACCGGACUACGUGAUGCGACUGGAGCCCAUCCAGACCACCAGCAAGGCCGUGUACCAGUACCUUACCACAGAGGAUGAGAUGGCUCGGUAUCCGUCACGUGCGCCCAGCGCCAGGGAUAGUCCGGUCGCCUGGGACGGAGAGACGGGGGAGGCUGAAAACAACCAGGCGGGCCAGCCGCGAGGUCCAGAGAGUCCAGCGCACAGCCAGCAUAGCCAGGGCCGGAAGAAAUGGGACGCAGAUGAGGUGGAGGGAAAAGAAGAGGCAGCGGAGCCUGAGGACGAGGAAUCCACUAGUGGGGUGGAGGAUGUGUCGAUUUCGUGCUGUCUGUGCGGACAGGACUUCAACUCGCGCCGCAGCAUCCGACGACACUGCCGUAAAAUGCACCAGACCAAGCUGGAGGAGCUCCGCAAGUUCACAGAGACGCGGACGGUCCCGACCAGCCUGCUCUCCAUGGUCAAAGGUCGGCCACAGUCCAUAAACACACCACCCGGAAAGUCGUGCCCGGUGUGCCACAAAGUGUUUGCCACCAAAACCAACGUGCGCCGCCACUUCGACGAGGUGCACCGCGGCCUGCGGCGGGACGCCAUCACCCCCGCCAUCGCCUCCAGGCCCGGCCAGCCUCUGUCUCUUGAGGCCACCCCCACCAGGAAGGGAAACAGCGCCUCGCCGCCGCGCGGUAGCGGCUCCAAGUCCGCCCCCGUCAACAUCAGAGCGGCCCUCUCGAACAAGAACCGGCCGAAGCCUCCAAAGCAAACUCCGGCCUCCCCGCAGGGGACGACCCAGGUGCCGAGCCGUUGCACGCUUUGCAAGAGGAACUACAGCUCGCAGCUCAUGUUGAAGAGGCACAUGCGCAUCGUCCACAAGAUUUACAGCGUCAAAAGCAAUCGAUCGAUGACCACGUUAACCUCCGAGCAAACAACACCGGCGACCACCAACAGCACCAACAGAGCUCCACCGAGUAACAGCGUCCAAGUCAAAGAGGAAGCGGCUGAAGCCUCAGAGGAUGAGCAAGACGAAGAUGAGGUCACGGACCAAAGUCCGCCCGCAUCUCCCGCUCACAGCAUCGGGUCGGCGAAAAGUGCCUCCGUUGCCCCCAGCGCCCCGAAGGUAAAGGAAGAGGAGACCCCGUGGAGCUCAAGGGCGGCAGUCGGCGCGUCCGCUGUGGGUCAGGCGGCGAAAACCAAACUGUCGGUGGGCUUUGACUUCAAGCAGCUCUUCUGCAAGCUCUGCAAACGCCAGUUUAGCUCGCGUCAGAACCUGUCCAAGCACAUUGAGCUGCACAUGGACGGCAACGACAUCUUCAUCAAGUUCUACCGCUGCCCGCUCUGCCGCUACGAGUCGCGCCGCAAGCGGGACGUCCUGCGCCACGUCACGGUGGUGCACAAGAAGUCGUCGCCCUACCUGGCCAAGAUUAUGCCCAAACUGGAAAGCCGGGCGGUGAAGAGGCUCGCUGAGUCAGUCCUCAACAACGCCAACCCCAAAAGAACGGGCGCCGGCAAGGGGGAAGUGAACGGGCGCCACCCGCCGACCACGCCCUCUCCUUGCCCGUCGCCUCCCGUCACCCGCAAGCAAGACGGCGCCGCGUCUGCGUCCUCGGCGCAGCCUCCUGCCCCCGCUCGGAAAACGCCUGAGCCGUCGUCUCAGACUCGCGCCCCCUCGCCGCCCGUCACGCGGAAGCAAGAGAGGCAACAGCCCCCCCAGACUCGCCCCGUCAGUCCCCCGAUGACUCGCCGCAGCGACAAACACUCGCACCAUCGCAACUCGUCCUCCGGCUUGGCGGCGCACACUCGCCGUCACGACGCAACGUCUGAGAUGAGCGGCGCCUCUGGAUCUUCCUCCACCGAAGUGCGAGUGACCAAGAACUUCUCCUUGCACGCCUGCGACCAGUGUGGGCGCGCCUUUGCAAAGAAGUUGUACCUGGAGUCUCACAAGCGAAGUCACCGCAACGCGGUGACGGCGGCGGCCAGCAGGGGGAAAGGCGUCAGCACGCGCUCCAAGUCGUUGGUGUGGUGAACAACAACAAGCGCAGUGUAAGAACAUUUCUCCGGACACUUUUGCCUGCACUCCUUCUUCGCUCCUCCAGACGUUAUCCUUUCUUCCACCGCUCCCCCCUCGAGCCCGCCACAUUCACCACACAAAAAAAGUACUUGAGUUUUGUGGCUUAAGAGGCGCGUUUGUGUGCAUGUUUUUUUUUUUUUUCCCCCCCUCUGCUGUGAAGUGCUGAGACGAAACGUCUACCAGCUGUUUUUCCUUUUAUGUUGAUGUGAAAUCGAGCUUUUUGUCUAACCCCUCUUCUUUAUCAUCCAGCGUUCUUCUCCUUCUACACCCUCGCUAGAAGAGUCCGCGGGCACAAUGGACGCCUCAGAAAGUUGAUUUUAAAAUGUGGGAAAGUGGACCAACACCGCAGGUCGUGAAGAAAAAAAAAAGCAUA
This is a messenger RNA of Syngnathoides biaculeatus (alligator pipefish), 3348 nucleotides long. RefSeq names its product zinc finger protein 800b (gene znf800b). The transcript is spliced from 11 exons. NCBI's taxonomy places the organism in Eukaryota, Metazoa, Chordata, Actinopteri, Syngnathiformes, Syngnathidae. The record is from RefSeq and is a predicted model, not a curated record. Bases 177 to 2930 code for a protein of 917 amino acids.